Messenger RNA from Fukomys damarensis (Damara mole-rat), 878 nucleotides. RefSeq names its product distal-less homeobox 4 (gene Dlx4). Gene Ontology annotation, biological process: negative regulation of transcription by RNA polymerase II; cell differentiation; embryo development. Lineage: Eukaryota; Metazoa; Chordata; Mammalia; Rodentia; Bathyergidae. The record is from RefSeq and is a predicted model, not a curated record. Gene Ontology annotation, molecular function: RNA polymerase II cis-regulatory region sequence-specific DNA binding; DNA-binding transcription factor activity, RNA polymerase II-specific.
GGCGCAGAGAGACACUUUCUCUGGGAUCUUAAGUGUACGGGCGGCUGGGCUGGGGCCCGGGGGCUUACCCCCCUCAACGCCCGGCCUCGGGAAAGAGGGUUGGUGCAGGGAGCCGACGCCGUACCCGGCUGUGCCUUGGGCCCUGGGCACCAGCCGCAAUGACUUCCGUGCCCUACCCCUUCCCUGGCCAGGACGCCUGCAAAGCUGUCUUCCAGGACCUCAUCCCCGUCCCGUCGGUGGUGGCUGCCUACCUGCUUGGCGUGUCCCCCGCAACCGCAGCCUCCCCCGAUCUGUCCUAUUCUGGGCCGUUUGGCCACCUCCUGUCCUACUGCUACACCAGGCCUGAGACCCCAGAAGACUCCUACCUGCCCUGCCAGCAACCUGCGGCGCCUUCACAGCACCUUCGCGGCCCCGCUGAGCUCCCACAGGAACCGGAGGCAGAAUUGAAGAAGCUGCUGCUGUCCCCAGAGCUUUCGGACAGACACCCCUGGGUCCCAACCAAGAAGCUUCGAAAGCCCAGGACCAUCUUCUCAAGCCUGCAGCUGCAGCGGCUGAACCAUUUCCAACACACGCAGUACCUGGCACUGCCUGAGAGGGCCCAGCUGGCUGCACAGCUUGGCCUCACCCAGACCCAGGUAAAGAUCUGGUUUCAGAACAAGCGCUCCAAGUACAAGAAGCUUCUGAAACAGAACUCUGGGGGGCAGGAAGGAGACUUCCCCGGGAGAGCCCCCUCCCUUCCUCCCUGUUCCCCAUCCUAUCUAUCCCUCUGGGAUCUGCCCAAGGCAAGCGCCCUGCCCACCGGUGGCUUCGGCAAUGGCUUUGGAGCCUGGGGGCAGCAUCAUUCUCCAGAUGUGCUGUCUGUGCCUCCGAUGGUGUGA